Molecule: messenger RNA, 3294 nt
Organism: Fusarium graminearum PH-1
Lineage: Eukaryota; Fungi; Ascomycota; Sordariomycetes; Hypocreales; Nectriaceae
Exons: 2
Coding region: 908-2242 (444 amino acids)
Source: RefSeq, a predicted model, not a curated record
AUCUUUCUCGCCUGUCGCAAAUCCGAGACUUGUCUUCAUUACCAUUCAAUAGUUCGGUUCGCCUUGGCUUUCUCACCUUUUCCCAAACUUCCAGUCUAUCCAUAUCACAAACACCCAAGUUCACUCCAGUUCAGCUCAGCUCAUCUCAGCAAUCCACUCUCACUCGCCUUACUUACACCCGCCUAUCUCAACUUAUCGGGCCUAUCCCUAUCAGAUAUAUACGAUUCUAUCUACUCUCCACAGAAUGAAUUUAGAAAACGUCACCACUGUCGAGGAGCUACAACGUCAGCUAGAAGCCGCCAACGCAAGAAAUUCACAGCUUGAGCACUUCGUCCAAAGUCAACUCAGAGGAGACCCUACAGUUCUAAAUCAUGUCGCUCAGAACUUUGCCCAGGGAGGUUUCCAGAUCCCAAGCAAUGCUGUCUCAAAUUCACGAAGUGUUGGUCUCUCCCGUAGCAAGUCCACCAUGGCAUAUCCCACACAAGUGAAAUCCGCCAUCACGGAACGGUUUCAGGCACAUAAGCGUGAGAGAAGGGCCUUUUCUCAACAGUCAAGCUCCGCACUACCCAUGAGCCGCAGUGUUUCAAAUCGUUCAGAGACUCAUAUGCCUUUCUCACAAACCGGCAACCGCAUUGCGCCCCUGAGCUCAACCAUGGACCGAUUUACUUCACCCCAAAACCAGUCUGCCAACCUGCCCCUUGAAGCCGCCUCAAAUCAACUUCAAUGCGUCCAGGAGAACCAACCUCUACUCAACAUCGGUAUGGACCCAGAAGACUUCCUAAAACAGUGGCCCGAGACCCCACAAGCUCCUCAGCACUACGACUCAGCCUUCUCGGGAAUGACUUACAACAUGGUGGCCGACAACCAAUAUGCCGCUCUAUCAACAACUAUUCCUUCCAGCUACCCCAUGUCUUCGGCUUGCCCAUCGAUGAUCUCCGGCCCAUCCGCUGCUGAGGCCGCGAGCCCCUUGACCCGCCAGAAUAGCUCUUACGACAACUACGGCGCUGGCAUGGAGCGUAUGGAAUCUUCCCAGUCCCAGGCCGAUGCACUAUUCGCUCCCGAUCUGUCCCCUACCUCUGUCAACAUGUACCCCGCCAGCAAGCAAUAUACCUCUGAGCAAGACCUCUUUGGUCUCGGUGCCAGCCUCACUUCUGCCAAUGUUCAGCAGUAUGUCGACUCCAACGGAAACACUUUGAUGGAGUCGCCCGAAUCUACCGACAUGGAACGUUCAUUCUCCAAUGCCAGCAUGUCCAGUGUUCGAUCAAACGCUUCCAACCUGGAACGCCGAGCUAAGGAGGCCCGUGAGCGAGUUCUACAAGCAGCCAAGACUAUCCAGCUCGCCCCCAAGCCUAAGGAGGAGCUUGCCAAGAGCGAAGCCAGCUCUUCCGCCGCUUCAAAGGAAGCCAAGCUCCCCGUCAACAAGACCAACUACCAGCGCCCCAAGCACCCCAAGGUCUACUGCACUCAGUGCAACGACCACCCCGAUGGCUUCCGUGGUGACCACGAACUUCGCCGACACGUCAACGCCAAGCAUGAAGGCACUGUCAAGAAGUUCGUCUGCCGGGAUCCCGCCUCUGUUGGCAUUGAGAGUAAUGUCAAGGCUGUCAACCCCUUGUCCAAGUGCAAGGCUUGUAUCUCCGGAAAGGAGUACGGCGCCUACUAUAACGCCGCUGCUCAUCUUAGACGCACUCACUUUAAGCCCAAGACCCCCCGCGGCAAGAAGGGUGCCAACUCUGAUGAGAAGCGUGGUGGUAAGGGUGGUGGCGACUGGCCUCCUAUGUCCGAACUCAAGGCUUGGUUCGUCGAGAAGAAAGUCAAAGUUGACUUUAACGAGUCCCCCAUGCCUGAGCAAGAUGAGUCUGAUGACAUGGUUGAGAGCGAGAUGGAGGGUUCCAUGCCUCCUCAGAUGGACAUGUUCCAGGGCAUCGGUAGUAACAUGACUCCUUUCAACAUGGAGACUGGCUACGAUCUUGCCGUUGAUGGCAUUGCCGAUCCUGCCAUCAUGGCUAGUGUCAAUGGCGAGCUUAUCUCUGCUCCCAUCUCAUCUGCUUCUGGCAACUUUGGCUACUCACCCUUCUCAAAUGCCUCCCCCAUUCAGGGACUUCCUGACAAUUAUGCUUUCUCCGAGCAUGCUACCUCUGCCUAUGGGUCCAAUCUCUCUUCUUCAAAUACCAUCACUCCUGCCACCUUCCAAGACAUGUCCCAUAUGGGUAUGGCUGACAAUGGCAUGUGGGUUUCCUAAAUGCUCUGCAGUAUGAGUCAUGAUCAUGAAGCUCGAUUUUGUUGUAAUCGGCGCUGUCCCCGCUUCCAUCGAUUGACGUGCUCCAACAUCGACCUCAACGUCGAGCCGUUGUUGAGCACAUGCCUCGAGGGAUGACAACGCAAAACAAAGAGCCCCAAAAAAAUCCGCGUCCGAGCCCGAGCCCAACUUGAGUCGAUACGAUAAUGGCUCAGUUGAACAAGACCACUUCUCGGUAUUGAGCCGUUCUGGUGAACGCGCGCGCCAUCUUCUUAAAGCAAGGAUCACCACCUUGGUUAUCUCUUUCACAUUCUCCUUCACACAUAAUGAUUUUCAGGAGCCUGUUAUAUGAUUGUGGUUAUUUCUUUUUUCGACUUUAUUCUUUUCACAUCCUUUUUCUUUACCGUCACGGCGUUGAUGAUUACCUUUCUGGAUUAUUUCCAGCGAGUCCCUUGGCAAACUAAACUGGUGGAUACGUUUCAAUCUGGCUGUGGCCCUAGAUGGGCAGCCAACAGGAUCGACCGCUUGAGCGGUGCGAGACCUAUACGUUUAUUCUCAGCGCGAUCGAAAGUGCUUCAUCGCGUGACUACGAUAUAUACUGGGCCGGGUCGGUAUCUGGAAGGAUUUUCCCAGGAGAGGAAAAAGAGGAGUCGGUUGCAUUUUUAUUUUUAUACAUCCGGUACAUGACAUGAGGAUGAAGGGAGUUCGAUGUUGACAUCUGAGCAUGGCGUUUUUUUUUGUUUCUGGGGUGCCCGUUCGGACGGGUCAGCGUUGAACCUCGAGAUCAAGAGGCGCUGUCAUCAUCCAUGCUUUAUUAAGUUAGAACAAGAGCAUUGGAUUGUGUUGGGUCGGUGUUUGGGGAUACUGUUCUAGUUGGGGUUAUAGAAUCUGAGGGCAUGCUGGGAAAUGGUGGGCUUGUCGCUUGGUUGGAAAAUCACUGAGCGGGUGGUUUGAUGAGUACCGUUUGCCUACAGAUAGGAACCUCUGCUGGCGUCAAGACGUAGGAGUCUGAGUCAGUAAUAGAUCGUGCUGAAAGAUGCACGCAUUUAUCCCUA